Quercus lobata is the source of this 2517-nucleotide messenger RNA. RefSeq names its product G-type lectin S-receptor-like serine/threonine-protein kinase LECRK4. Bases 36 to 1730 code for a protein of 564 amino acids. Gene Ontology annotation, biological process: recognition of pollen; protein phosphorylation. The record is from RefSeq and is a predicted model, not a curated record. Gene Ontology annotation, molecular function: protein kinase activity; ATP binding. Lineage: Eukaryota; Viridiplantae; Streptophyta; Magnoliopsida; Fagales; Fagaceae. The transcript has a single exon.
ACAUCCUUUCUCAUGAUCUCUCUUGUUUAGUACCAAUGGCUGUUACUAGAAUUCUGCUUUGGUCAUUUUCAUUCAUUCUCGCCUUACUUUGCUCAAGCGCUCAGAUACAGAACAGUACAACAAACCUGGGUUCUAGCAUCACUGCGGGAUCCGAUUCUUCAUGGAAAUCACCCUAUGGUGAUUUUGCUUUUGGGUUCUACCCUCUUGUCACCAACCAGUACCUUGUUGGUAUUUGGUUUGAUAAAAUCUCAGAGAAAACUCUGGUUUGGUCAGCAAAUCGUGACGAUCCAGCUGUUAAAGGAUCAACCAUCAAGUUAUUACUCAAUGGUCAACUUGUACUCACACACACAAAUGGGACUCAACUUUUCAUAUGCAAUCACACGUCUACAAAAUCAGCUUCAAUGAAAGAUGAUGGAAAUUUUGUAUUGCGAAACUCUUCCUCUGGAAUCAUUUGGCAGAGUUUUGAUUUCCCAACAGACACCAUUUUAUUAGGCCAAACUUUGGUGAUGGGCCAGAAGCUGCACUCCAAUGCCAAUGGCACAGUUGACUACUCCACUGGUCAAUAUCAGUUGGAGAUUCAGCAACUUGAUGGGAAUAUUCUGUUAUCUGCGUUUCGUUUUAGUGGUCCGGCUUACUGGUACAGUGCUACUGUUAACAAUGGCAAUGUGAGCCUAGUUUUCAGCAAGACCACAGCUUUCAUGUAUGCUAUUUAUGUAGAAAAAAAUUCAAUGGCAUACAAAAUGACAAGCAAAGUGCCCACUCCUAUUGAAGAUUACUACCACAAAGCAACUAUCAAUGACAAAGGAAAUUUCCAACAGUUAGCCUUUUUUAAAAGAAAUGGAGCUAGCAAAUGGGAUGUUGUGUGGGAGGCUAUUACUAAGCCUUGCACUGUGGAUAAUAUUUGUGGGGUAUUUGGCUUUUGCAUUACACCAGAUGAUAAAAUAGCCAAUUGCACAUGCUUGCCUGGUUAUUCACCUUUGGAUCCAAACACUCCUUCCAAAGGGUGUUAUCCAAAUGUAGUGAUGGAUUUUUGUGCACCAAAUUCUUCGGCUUCGAAUUUCACUAUUCAAACACUCAAUAAUGCUGAUAACCCAAAUCAUGAAUUUGCAGAUUUAGCUAGAAUUCAACAAACAGAUGCGGAUAACUGCAAGAAGGAAGUGAUGGAUGAUUGUUUUUGUGUGGCUGCUGUUUUUAACAGCGGUAAUAAUGUUUGUUAUAAGAAAAGAAUGCCUUUGGUGAAUAGCAGAAGCAACCCUACCACUAAUAAUAUGGUGGUGUUUAUAAAAGUUCCAGUGAAGAAUCACGAUUUGGACCCCAAAGAUAAAAAGGAGUCCCCAUCCAGUGCUGUUCUGCUAGCAAGCUUUCUGUCAUGUUCAAUAUUUGCAGUGCUAUUUGUAGCCAUCGCUAUUUAUCAUCACCCUUUGGCUCAGCGUUAUAUGCGUGUUCAACUUCAGCCCCCUCCAAAAAGAAAGCCAGUGGAGCUAAACUUGAAGGCAUAUUCAUUCCAAGAUUUACGAGAAGCAACAAAUGGAUUCAAGAAUAUGCUAGGCCAAGGAGCAUUUGGUACUGUCUACAGUGGGGUUUUAACCUUAGAAGAUGAAGCGGUUGAGGUUGCUGUUAAAAAGUUGGACAAAGUGAUUGAAAGAGGUGAAAAGGAAUUCUUGACAGAAGUACAAGUAAUUGGUUUUGACACAUCACAGGAAUCUUGUGCGGUUGUUGGGUUAUUGUAACGAGCAAAGUCACCGGCUUUUGGUUUAUGAGCUAAUGAAGAAUGGGACUUUAUCUAACUUCUUGUUUGGGGAAGGGAAAAGACCCAGCUGGGAAAGUAGAGCUGAAAUUGCUCUUGGGAUUGCAAGAGGUUUGUUAUAUUUGCAUGAAGAGUGUGAUACCCUGAUCAUCCAUUGUGACAUAAAGCCACAGAAUGUUCUUCUUGACAACAAUUUCACUGCAAAGAUAGCAGAUUUUGGCCUAGCAAAGCUACUGAUGAAGGAUCAAACUCGAACAAACACCAAUGUAAGAGGAACAAUGGGAUAUAUCGCACCAGAAUGGCUCAAGAAUGCACCUGUAACUACCAAGGUGGAUGUUUACAGCUUGGGGUCAUGUUGCUUGAGAUUAUCUAUUGUAGAAAGCACAUGGAAUUGCAUCCAGCUGAUGAAUCAAAGGAUGUGGAGUACACAAUUCUAACAGAUUGGGUUUUGAGCUGUGUCAGAGCUGCGAACUUAGAAGCCACUGUGAUUCAUGAUUCUGAACUUUUGAGUGAUUACAAGAGGUUUGAGAGGAUGGCUUUGGUAGGAGUAUGGUGCACAUGUUCUAAUCCAACUCUACGUCCAUCUAUGAAGAAGGUUGUUCAGAUGUUAGAAGGAACUGUUGAAGUUGAUGUUCCACCUCUGAUUGAUGCGCAAAUGUUUUAAUUUUUUAUUGUCUUCUGUUUAUGUUUCUAGUUUUGAUUUGCUGGAUUGUGAACUACUUCAUUUUGCAGCAUGAUUAAUAAAACUUCUAAAUUCUCUUUUGCUUAAA